Molecule: messenger RNA, 2391 nt
Organism: Vitis riparia (riverbank grape)
Lineage: Eukaryota; Viridiplantae; Streptophyta; Magnoliopsida; Vitales; Vitaceae
Source: RefSeq, a predicted model, not a curated record
AAAACCCGCCCGUUAGCAAAACCCCCAAAUCUUCCCUCCCCAAAACUAGGGUUUCUGCAUUCAAAGACUGCACCAACAAACGCCAAAACUCAGCGUUUCAGUCUCCACCCAAGCUCUCUACGAUGGACACAGCCUCAGAGAGCUACCAAAAAAUGCUCCACGAGUCAAUCCAACGCUUUUUUGCCGAGUAUGAAAAAGGGGUCACCGAUUUCUCAGCUUUCAGCUCGAUUUUCUUCCGAUUAAUGCAAGCAUCGCCCGAUCCACCACUCGAAACGGUUUGGUUUUACUCUGCUCUGAACUUUCAUAGCAGUAAUUUCACAAUUCAAGACCCAAUUUUGGUUUACAGAGAACUGUUUCAGUUGAUAGUGACUUGUUCUGCUCUAUGUAAUAGUGGGUUGAAGAGAAUUGCUUUACUCGCGCCGGUAAUUUACGAAUUGUACCGUCUGGUGUCCGAGAAAAGGGGUUUUUGGUUGAAUAGUGAUGUUGAGUUUUUGGUAGAAAGGAUUGUUAGCUAUCUUAGCAUAUGUUGUAAAAAUUCGGACCCUGAAGUGGGUUCUGUCCAUUUGGGCCCUGGUUUUCUGGAUGUGGUUCGUGUUUGGACAGUUGGUAGGUUAGAGGGAAUUCGUACAUUUGGUGAUGAUUUGAGUGUGUUUUUUCCUCUUGUUAGUGAUGAAGUUUGUCAAGUUGGUGUGGGAUGCGGGGUUGGCUACUUAGCUGGGAUUGUGAUGAGUGAGGCUUUUAUAACGAGGUUGUGCUUGAAGUUCGGUUCAGGGGCUUCAAGAGCAGAGUUGGAGAAAGAUAUGCGAAAUUUGGCAGUUGAGAUGAUAAGUGGUUUUCGGAAUUGUUACUUUUUUGAUACCCUUCUAAGGAUGUUGCUGGAGCCGGUUUUGCCUGUUACAUCUCUAUUGAUGAUCAAGAUUAUGCUGUUUCUUUACCAUUUCUUGAUGGUUUCUGGUUUUUCCUGCUUUAUCAUGUCUAGAAAGGUUCAUGUAGCUGACCCCAAGCAAUUGGGUGAGAUUUUGAUGAGAGUUGUGUUUCCUGCUAUAUUAUCCGUUAAUGGGUUACUUCUGGGUCAUGACUUGGAAUUUGGAAGAAGUGCUGAAGAUGAAGUUCUUUUACGAAAAGUCCUGUAUGAUGCUGUGAUAAUGGAAAAGUAUACUUUCCUCGAUCCUCAAAUUGGGAUUCAGCUCUUUGGUAACCAGUUAAAAAAUAUUGUUGUUACAUGGUUGUUUGUUGCUGACAAUGCCAUACUCUAUGUUAGGGAAAAUGGUGAUCAGGCCAAAGCUAUUUCCUAUAUAAAGGCCUUCUCUGAAUCUCAAUUACCAUCUCAAUUAAUUAAGUGGGUAGCUACUCAGAGUGGCAUGGGAGAGGAAAUGGGUAGACCAAAAUUUUCAACUCCUAUAGCUUUUAUGAAAUGGCUGCUGAUUGCUGAAGAUCAAGGGAUAAGAGUAUUUGAUCAUAACAUCUCCAAGCUCCAUGCCAAAGCAAUGAUGUACAAGUCAAGAGUAGAGUAUGAGCUCCCAGUAUGUAAGUUAGAUGGCAAGACUCAGGAUAAUAAUGUCUUCUUUCACACUGAUAAUGAGGGGAGUGGAGAAGAGAAAAUUGAUGGUGAUCAAGAGAUGAUAGAUUCUUUGAAUGCUGCAAUGUUGGCUGCUGCCUGCACAGUGAAUUUGACAACUGAUGGGAGAAGAAAGCGCAAAGGGAUAAUCAAUGAAGGGAAAACACAAUUUAAGUUUGGUAAGUAUCAUGUUCUUGAAAAUUCGUUUGGAGAUAAUCGUUUGCCCUUUGGUGAUGAUGGUGGUUCGAGUAGCGGGAGUGAGGUGGAAAAUCCAGUUUCUGAUGAAGAUAUGGAGAUUAUGGAGCAAUAAGUGCUGGUCGACACAGUUUUGUGGGCAUGAAAACAUUUACUGAUUCCAUUUUCUGAUGCACUCUCUUCUGUACUAGUGGAGUGUUGAGAAUUAGAAAGAUCUAUUGUGAAUACAACCAGCCUCCUAUCUCUUACACUAUUCCCUAUCAAACACUUUCAAAACGGUUUAGGAAAUUGAAGCAGAUAAUCCAUCCCACAGUUGGGCGAUGUCUACUUGAAUGCUUUAAAGGAUGCAGAUGCAAAUGCAAUACUGAUCUCAUUCUGCUAGCCUGCUCGGUUUUGUUAAUUCGACAGUUCUUUCAAUGCGUCCUCUGAAUUGGUUCAAUUCUCAAGCCUGCUCUGCUUCAGGGUUUAAGCUGGCUCAGGUACUUUUCCCCUCUGUAUCAGAUAUUUGUUUGAUAAAUGAUCAGGCAGAUUUUGGCUUUGAUUCUGUUGAAGUGUGUUUGUUCAUUGUACUUCAAUUCUCUAGUGGAAUCUAAUCUAAUUCUGACAGAAUAUGGCUGAAAAUAUUUAGAAUGAUCAAA